This is a messenger RNA of Oreochromis aureus, 2429 nucleotides long. Its product is annotated as nectin-1-like. The transcript is spliced from 4 exons. Lineage: Eukaryota; Metazoa; Chordata; Actinopteri; Cichliformes; Cichlidae. Gene Ontology annotation, cellular component: adherens junction. Gene Ontology annotation, biological process: homophilic cell-cell adhesion; heterophilic cell-cell adhesion. The record is from RefSeq and is a predicted model, not a curated record. The coding region runs from base 211 to 795 and encodes 194 amino acids.
CACGUGCUCUACUUUCUCUUACAUGCCCUAAUAUUUCAGCCUAGUCUUUAGGUUUUAGUUUCAGACUGAACCAAAACAGUUACGGAUCAGAUUCUUUGAAACUGUAUGAUUCUUUGACUUCUUCUUAAAAGCUGACAUACUGAAGGAUCCUCUUUGAUUUGUAAACUUCCUUUUCUUUUUCUGGAUUGUUAGUUCCUGUUGUUGAGCGCAAUGAAAACUUGCAACGGACCAUCUCGCCUGCUGGUUCAGCUAAUGUGCAUUACAUUUUUACCAGUUUUUGUGGCACAAAGGGUCGAAGUCUCACCUGAAGUGACUGGAUACGUUGGAGAUGAUGUCACCUUGCAUUGUCAGUUAAUCCAAGGACCAACACAUACCAAUAUAACUCAGGUUCAGUGGGCUCUUCAGGAUGAAGAAGGAACAGGAAAAAAGAAAGUCACUCUCAUUGUUUUCAACACGAUGUUUGGAGUGAAUAUUUCUGAGAGCCCACUGAAGGAGAGAGUGGCGUUUGAUAAACAUUCGUUGGUAAUUAAGGCUCUAGAAAUGAAAGAUGCAGGAUCCUAUACCUGCAUCAUUUCCACUUUUCCCAGUGGGGCAUUUGAAGGAACCACCAAACUUGUUGUUCAAGAAAAUAUGGCAUUAUCAGUGGGGGCAGCUCUUAGAGUGGCUGCUGUCCUGUUGCUGUUAGCAAUCCUGAUGGCCGUGGUUUUUCUUGUCAGUAUUAGAAGAUAUGAUCCCAGCACUGCUAGAGUUCAAACUGCCCCUGACAUCCUGAAGUAUGUACAAAAGCAACAGUGAUACAACUUCAUCUCUUGGCUCAACAAAGACAUUUUACCUGCUGCUGCCUUCUCCUGAGAAUUGGAUGAAACCAGAAUCUUUCUUCCUUUUCUAGUUUAGGAACAUCAGGCAAACUCAUCAUCGCUUCAUGUCAACUUAAUUUUUUUCUUUUUCAGAGUCCAUUUAUUGAGGACAAAUUUUUCAUUUGGAAGUACUGACAUCUGCUGGUCAUUCGAUGUACAGCAGCCCAACUGUGAUAUUACAUGCAGCCUAACUUGUUUCUUCUUCUGCUAGUGUAGAAACCAGUGUUAAGAAGCAGAAAUUCCAAAGCAGCAUGCAAGAUUAAUAAUCCCUGUACCGGCUUAAGAGUUGGCAGCCAGAAUCUCUGUGAAUUUUAGUAGGCUACUGCUCAUCCUUUGUCCCUAACGUUGCUGACAGAGCAGGAAGUAGGGAGCUGCUGAAAUUGAGGAAGCACUGCUAGUCCGACUGAUUUGCUGUUAGAGAAACAAGGAGAAUGUGGGUUUCGAAACAGCCACUGAACUAAUGACUUGGACAGGAUAUUGGACUCUGUGGUGACUGAUUACUUGCUUUGCUGGAGCCUUUAGUUUCUUUUUUGUAUUCUUUUUUUUAGAAUACCACCUUUUUACUCAGAGGUAUCUCAGAGAUAUUAUUAUUCAUAAAGUUAAAUAAACAUCUAUUAUAUUACCAAAAAUUCUUUAUUAUUGGCUGAAAAUGGCAAGUGGUAGAAGAAUUUUUCAAACCAUUCCUUUGGGGAAAGGAGGAAUUAAGCACCAUGACCUCACCACACUGUGGUAUGAAAAAGUGAUAAAGUGAUUGCGCCCUUCUUGAUUUGCUCUUUUUCUGUAUGUUUGUCACACUUAUGUAAAUAUUAGACAAAGAUAAAACAAGUAAACGUAAAAUGCAGUUUCUAAAUAAAGGUGUUUAUUGUUAAGGAGGGAAAAAGUCCAAUCACUUUUUCACUGUGUGAAAAAAACAGCUGGAGACAUGGGUUAAAAUAAGAGCUCAUUCAUAAGUGAUUUGUCGUUAUGGAAUUGUUCUUUUAUUUGUUUUAUUUUAUUGUUACAAUAAGUGAUGGUUGGAAAAAAAAAAGUUUUACACUUCUUACUGUGACUAGCAGGAGCUUUUAUUUUGAAGAUCUACAGGAGGUUGUGCGUUAACAUGCCGUGUUGCCACGAGUAACUGGAAAAAAAGAAAAGCCGAUGAUAUCUUAAUUAGCAGCAGAAACUGUCUUGGUUACUGAAGCAAAUCUUCAUAAAAGUUGUUAAAAAAAAAAAAUGUUCCAGAAGUAAUUGGCCAAUAUCUCAAUGGUGAGAUGAAUGUUAGGGAGAGCUGCUGAAAUCAAAAUUAGUGCCAGCUAAAUUAAGGGUGUUUCACAUGACUGGAUCAGGUCUUUUAUUGAGCUAUGAGGUCAUUGGAAAAAGGUCCAGUGAAUCCACCGGAUGGUGAGCCUCCCAGUGUGAACUCCAGGAUCCAGAUCAGCACAACCAGUCAGACAGCGAGUGAUUUUUCUGGCUUCUGGUAGGAUUCCACCAGUUAUCCUGACUGGUAACAGUUGAUAGACAAAAAUAAUGUACUUCAGCCCAGGUUGUAAUGUCUGUUUUGAAGCUGUAAUCUGUUGAUUUAAAAAAAGUCAC